GGACGGCAAUAAGAAGUGGAAACUUAGAGAUUGCUCCACAUAGGAUCUGUCUUGCCAGGACAUGCCUGUUGGCACUAUAAGUUCCAAAGAGGCCCCCAACAUUAGAGGGUGAUCCCCUCUGCUCACAACACCUCCCCAAGCCCUCUUUGUUGACUUAAAAACAAAAGGAUGCAGGCAGGCCUGCCCUACUUCUCCAGAACUGAUGGGAUCCUGGAAGUGUCCAACUGGUUCCUUUUUGCCAGUGACUGCCAUGUCUACUUCCUGGGAGAGGAUGGGACUGGGAGGCUUCUGGGCAUUUAGUUAGAAAUAUGCAUGCAAAUCAAGAGUGGGAGGAUGAGCCAUAUGCCAGUCUUAGAUGUGGUAUGAAAUGUGUACAUAUAGGACCAAGUAUUUCUGGUUCCCCAGCUGAAUUAAGGAGUAUCACAGUGCUCAGGCCCCAAACAAUCUCAACACUCACUUUUUCCUUCAGUACACAAUAUCCUAGACUAUACUUUGAACCUAAGAAAUAGCUGGAGACCCGACUGAUGACAAGUAUAGGUUGAACAAUAUGCCUGUGAACAAAGCUGAUACAGCCAUAGGUGACCCUGAGAAGGAGUGAAUCAAAGGUGUGGGAGGAGCAGGUGCCCCAGCUCUCUGCCAUGUCUGCUCCAUACCCAUGCUCUGUGAUAGAACUGAGCAUCACCCAGCACAAAGCGAAUUGGCAAAUGAAACUUGCGCAGAAGCAAUGCUCCCAAAAGGAAGGUGACAGUAGAAGUAUGUCAUUGAAAAAUAGCUGAAGCAGUGGAAAGUUCAGUAGGGCUACCUUAUUUCUGUCCUCAGUUGCUAAAGAGGGCUGCUGCUUCUAAAGCUGCUGAUAAUAUUAGAUCUUGCGGACUGAAUGAUUACUCUGUGCCAAGCUCUAUUCUGAGCAAUUUGCAUAUGACUCUGAGAUCCCCUUAAAAUAUGCUUACCAUUCUGGCCUUCAUUCUUUAGCUAAGAAAGCUGUAUACAGACCAUGAGUUUCAUUGGAAAGCAAUGUACAGAAAUGUACUUGCUACUGUAAAGCAGGUUUAGUAUGAGGAAGAGCUUUCUAGUGUAUUGAGCAUCUACCCAUCUAAGCCAGACAUGGCCUUGGGAGCGCACCAUUUAUUAUUUUAGUUCCUGAGAGGAAUUAUUGUACGUGUUUAUAAAUGAAGAAAUUGAAAUCUAGAAACACUAAAGAAAUAGGACAACUUUGUACUACUAAGUAACAGCCCAGAUCUGAAUACUGAUAUUUCUGACUCUGACAUCCAUUGUCACUGCUGCUUAGAACAAAGGUGAAGGUACACAGAUGGUCUAGGGGCACAGCAGCAGGCUGGCUCCACUGCACAUGUCUUGUUCGGUAUUGCACAUUCUUCAUACUAGGGAUGUUUGAAAGACUGAGUACCAGUAGAGAUCCUUGAUGGAACAGAAGAAGUUACAAUGAAGAGGGUUGUAGACAGACCCUUGUGUUAAAUUGGUAAUGAAUAAUGAGUGCAUCUAAUCUCAGUAAGACCGCCAAUGUACCAGAGAUUUUAAUGCAAUUGACUUCUAGGUCCACACCAGAUUCAUAGGGUAAGACUAUAGGGGAGCAGAGCCUGGGGAUCUGUGUGUUACAUCACUCCCUGAUUGAUUCUGCCAUGUGGCCAGCCACAGCUCCAGAGCAAACUCCGGCCCCACCUCGGCCCUACCAGGGCGUCCGUGUGAAGGAGCCAGUGAAGGAACUGCUGAGGAGGAAGCGUGGCCAUGCCAGCAGCGGGGCGCCAGUCACACCAACAGCGGUGGUGCUGCCUCACCAGCCCCUGGCAACCUACACCACAGUGGGUCCUUCCUGCCUUGACAUGGAGAUGUCUGCUUCCACUGUGACAGAGGAGGGGGCCCUGUGUGCUGGCUGGCUCUCUCAACCUGCCCCAGCCACCCUCCAGCCCCUGGCACCAUGGACACCCUACACUGAGUAUGUGUCCCAUGAGGCCGUCAACUGCCCUUACUCAACUGACAUGUACGUGCAGCCCGUGUGCCCCAGCUAUACGGUGGUGGGGCCCUCCUCGGUGCUGACCUACGCCUCUCCACCACUCAUUACUAAUGUUACGACCAGAAGUGCCAGCACGCCCACGGGUGGCCCCCAGCUGGAGGCCCCAGAACACCAGGCACCCCUCACCUAUUUCCCAUGGCCUCAACCCCUUUCCACGCUGCCCACCUCCACCCUACAGUACCAGCCUCCGGCUCCAGCCCUGCCUGGUCCUCAGUUUGUCCAGCUGCCCAUCUCCAUCCCAGAGCCAGUGCUUCAGGACAUGGAAGACCCUAGGAGAGCCAUGAAUUCGCUGACCAUCGACAAGCUGCUUUUGGAAGAAGAAGAUAAUGACAGCUACGUGCUCAACCACACGCUCUCUGUGGAAGGCUUUUAGGGUUUGAUCUCCACUGGGAGUCCUAUUACCCUUGGUUAGGAGUUCCAGAAUAGCCUGGGCUUGAGCCCCAGACUCACAUCUGGAGUAGCCAUGUUGUAGCUACACUUUCUGCCGAAGCAAUUAAAUUGUAGACCUUC
Messenger RNA from Ochotona princeps (American pika), 2539 nucleotides. RefSeq names its product POU class 2 homeobox associating factor 1 (gene POU2AF1). The transcript has 5 exons. Gene Ontology annotation, biological process: positive regulation of transcription by RNA polymerase II. NCBI's taxonomy places the organism in Eukaryota, Metazoa, Chordata, Mammalia, Lagomorpha, Ochotonidae. Gene Ontology annotation, cellular component: RNA polymerase II transcription regulator complex. The coding region runs from base 1638 to 2402 and encodes 254 amino acids. The record is from RefSeq and is a predicted model, not a curated record. Gene Ontology annotation, molecular function: POU domain binding; DNA binding; transcription coactivator activity.